CGACGAGCUGCUUGGCAACAUGAGAGAGAGAGAGCAGGAAGAUCUGCAGCAGCCAAGUGAGCAACCUGCACACUCUAGACACAAAAAACACCACAAUCAUCGCUCGGCCGCACAAUGGAGGAUGCAGAGAAAGGUUCCCAGCAGCAUCCGGACUCAGUCCCGGAGGUAGGCGAAGAUGCAGUGACGUCUGUCAGUCCCGCUUCCCCUCCCCCCCCCAUGACGGAGGAAGAGCAGCAGGAGCUUCAGGAAGAGCUGGUCAAGGUUGAGGAUGAGAUCCAGACGCUGACCCAGGUGCUGGCAGCCAAGGAGAAGCAGUUGGCAGACAUUAAGAGGAAGCUGGGCAUCACACCUCUCAAUGAGCUGAAACAGAACUUCACCAAAACCUGGCAGGAGGUCACCACCUCCAACGCCUAUAGGAGGACAUCUGAAACACUGUCUCAGGCAGGUCUGAAGGCCUCGGCCGCAUUCACUAAUGUGGGGACAGCCAUCACCCGGAAGCUUGAGGAUGUCAGCAUGCGCUCAUUACAACACUCGGCUAGUAUGCCUGUUAUGAGAAAUGCACCAACUUUCAAGUCAUUUGAAGAGAAGGUCGAGACUUUGAAGGUCUCGGACAGUGCAUCACCUCUUUUCAUUACCAAGAUGACUCCAGCAGCAUCCACCACUGACCCUGGGGACCAGGACCGCGGGAGCCCCACCUCCGAGACUUUGCUCAGUCCGCCUGAAGGCUCGCCCACCCAGGACACGCCGAUGAACUGAGACCUGCCUGACCCCCCUCCCUCCCUCCUGACCUCCCCUCCACCCCUCCUCACUUGACCCUCUAACCUCUGGGCCGCCAGCACUCGCCCCCUAAACUGUUGUGUGCCAGUCUCCCUUUAUUGAAAACAAGUGACUUACCACAGCCUUCCUUGUAAUCUAAUUGUCUGGUCUUUUUGUCUGACACGUGCGCUCACUUGGUUACUGGUGUGGAAACUGAAAGCAUAGGAUGGGUGCAGGCAUGUGGUCUCGUGUCGAUCGUAUAUAUUUGAGUCUAUUCUGGCUCGCUGUGGGAGAACUCCUCCCUGCUGUAAGACUUUCCUUCCCCUCCUGCACUCCUUAUUUCUCUGCCUUUGUCUAACCUGCAAAGCUCAGAUGCCAAACAUGCUCCUAGUUUAUAUUAUUCUUCAAAUUAACACAGAUUUAUAUUUAGUUUAAGUUUAGUAAAUUGCAGAAAUAUAUAGAAAUAUAACUUGAUCAGAGAAAGAUUUACAUUUAAAAAUGUAAAAAGUUAUUAUAAUCACUUCUUUUCUCUGUCUCCAUUUUGGGGGAAAACUGAUUUUCUGUUCUGUUUUCUUUCUUAUAAUAAUUUUAAGCACCACACAAUCUUAAGGUAGUCUAACACUGUGUUCAGAAUAUGAAUGUAUGCCUUUUUGUAUCACAGAGGUACAACACUGAUGCUGUGAGUCACGGCCGCAGCACCAGACUCCAAAGCUGGUAUUUCAAAACACACUUCAGAAUAAAAACCAUCCAUUGUU
Molecule: messenger RNA, 1511 nt
Organism: Centropristis striata (black sea bass)
Lineage: Eukaryota; Metazoa; Chordata; Actinopteri; Perciformes; Serranidae
Gene: tpd52
Product: tumor protein D52
Exons: 8
Coding region: 115-756 (213 amino acids)
Biological process (GO): B cell differentiation
Cellular component (GO): cytoplasm
Source: RefSeq, a predicted model, not a curated record